Molecule: messenger RNA, 1744 nt
Organism: Mauremys mutica (yellowpond turtle)
Lineage: Eukaryota; Metazoa; Chordata; Testudines; Geoemydidae
Product: voltage-dependent L-type calcium channel subunit alpha-1F-like
Exons: 7
Coding region: 99-1394 (431 amino acids)
Source: RefSeq, a predicted model, not a curated record
GCGGGGGGAGGGGACACCGGGCCGGCCGGGGGGGCUGCCCCACGGUUCAGGUCUCCCCCCAGGCCGGGCUGCAGACCCUGCAGGACCUGGGCCCCGAGAUGCGCCGGGCGCUGUCCUGCGACCUGGAGGAGGGCGAGGAGGCGGCCGGGGACACCCUGUGUGAGGAGGAGCAGCUGACAUGCCAGACCCCAGAGGCACUGCUCGGCAGCGCCCCCGACCACCGCCCCACGGCGCCCGUCUCCGCCCCGGCCGAGGGGGGUGGGGAGCCCCUGGCCAACGGGCUGCUGGACCCCCGGCGCCCCUCUUCCGCCAGUCUGGCCAGGACCCCCAACCACCCCCCCAGCUACGAGGAGAACGAGAGGGGGCAGGAGGAACUGCCCGAGCUACCCCACAUCCCCAGCAGGCGCCGCAUGAGCAGGCGGAGCUCCGACGGGAGCUGUAUCCCCCCGACGGUGCAUGAGGAGCCCGCCCCAGCCGAGGAGACGGCGGGGCAGCAAGGCUACAAUAGCCGGGAGGACGACUCGGAGAGCCUGGCUUCUCAGGACAGGCAGCCGUGUCUGGGGGACGCCCGGCUCUACCGGCGCCGCUGGGAUGAUGGCGGCUAUGGGGGGUCCCUGCCGCUGCCCCAUCGCCGCCUCUCCAACGCCCACCCGGCCGGGGGACCGGGGGGCCGCCUGGCCAAGCGCCGACGCCUCCUGCCCCCCACGCCCGCAGGCCGGAAGCCGCCCUUCCUCAUGCAGUGUUUGCAGCGGCAGGGCAGCUGUGAGGACAUGCCCAUCCCGGGCACCUACCACCAGAACGCCCCGGACCGGCGCCACCACCCCCAGGGCUACGGCAGCGCCGCCUCCUGGCACAGCACCAGCCGCCCCCCGGGGGACUCCUCGCAGGCCUGGGCUGCGCCCCCCAAGCGGGGCCGGCUGCUCUACGCCCCACUGCUGCUGGUGGAGGAGGGGGGGCUGACGGUCAGGGGCUGGGGGGAGAAGAGCAGCAGCCGCAGCCUCCCGCCCCCCUCCCGCACCCGCUGGGGGGCCCACGAGCCGGACCUGCCCUGGCCCCCCUACGCCCAUCUCCACGUGCCCAGUCCCAGCUACCACGACCAGCGGGGCAGCGCUGACAGCCUGGUGGAAGCCGUGCUGAUCUCGGAGGGCCUGGGGCUCUACGCCCGGGACCCCAAGUUCGUGGCCUUUGCCAAGCGGGAGAUCGCCGACGCCUGUCACAUGACCAUCGCCGAGAUGGAGAGCGCCGCCUCCGACCUGCUGAGCCGCGGGCGGGGCGCUGGGGGGCCCCUGGGCAGCGACGGGGAGGGGGCCCCCCUGUACAGCGACGAGGAGCCGUUCCGCUCGCGGGCCGAGGACGAGCUGGCCGACGAGAUGGUCUGUGUGGCCUCGUAUUGACCGGGGCGGGGGGCGCGAGGACCCCCCCGAGGGGACCCCCAGGACUCAGAGAUACAGCUGGACCCGCCCCCAAGGGCAGGGAGCCUCCCGGGGGAGCCCCCCGGGGGUGCAGCUGGGGGCAGUGGGGGGGCAGGAGAAGACAGAUGAGGGGGCUCCCCCCCAAAGGCAGCCCCCUCAUUGGCCGAGGCAGGCUCCUGCCCUGGGGGGGGGGGCUGUGCCAGCAGCCCCGCCUCCUUUGCUGAAGCCACGCCCCCACCCAAUGGGGAGCCCCCUAGGGUCGGGGCGGGGGGCGGAGCUGGGACAGUUCAAUAAAGUCUCUUUGGAAGAAGUGAGGUCUGGGGUCUCCUGUU